AUGGUCAAGGAGAAGGGGCAGCCCCGAAGGCCUGGCCAAGGUCAAGCUCAGCCAAACGGCACCGCUGGCCAAGUCACUAAGAAGCCUGAUGGAGCAGCUGGCGCGAAAAAGAAGGGAGCUGUGGUCCCACACCAUGCGCACUCGAGACUCGCCCAGGACCCACACCAUCACGCGACAAUGCAGCAAUUCGCAAACAUCGCAAAGGCGGGUAUGAACCAUGACCACAUUCGGAGCUUGGUCCAUGUUGGGACCCUGGCCCUGGCGAUGUUGGCGCACAGUUCAGGGAUGACGGCUGGACACGAGGAGGAGGAUGAAGAGGAGGAGAAGCAGUAG
Molecule: messenger RNA, 333 nt
Organism: Letharia lupina
Lineage: Eukaryota; Fungi; Ascomycota; Lecanoromycetes; Lecanorales; Parmeliaceae
Exons: 3
Coding region: 1-333 (110 amino acids)
Source: RefSeq, a predicted model, not a curated record